Meloidogyne enterolobii is the source of this 204-nucleotide messenger RNA. The record is from the annotation of a GenBank genome assembly. Lineage: Eukaryota; Metazoa; Nematoda; Chromadorea; Rhabditida; Meloidogynidae.
AUGACAAAUGAACUUCCUUAUGUAUUCUUUACACAAAAUGGAAAACAAAUUGGUAAGGGUAUAUUAUUAAUGGAGAAUACUGGUUCAUACAUACCUUACGUUUUGCUUAGAAGUUGUUCUAUUGAAGCAAAUUUUGGAAAUAAUUUGGAAACAAGGCCAUUUAAUUAUGACAUUUCAAAACAUUCAAUUAAAGAAAUUUAUUGA